AUGGUUCCAGCAGCAAAGGAAAAAUUGAUAACACUACUGAAGCGGUACAGUGACGUCUUUGCUUGGACAUACGACGAGAUGCCUGGUUUUGACCUAUCCCUUGUCACCCAUCAUCUGGAUACUUUUCCCAACUCUAAGCCAAUCAAGCAGCAUGCUCGAAAGUAUCACCCUGAUCUUGAAGUAAAGAUUAAGGCGGAGUGGGGGAUCGAAGUAGAUGGGGAUAAGAUCAAGUCAAUCAUGGAGAUGCCACCACCGCACUCUCAAAAGGCCUUGAAGAAAUUCCUAGGCAAAGUGCCAUACCUUAGGAGGUUCAUUCCAGCCCUUACUGAGAUAACCUUUUCCUUUGGGGCACUGUUGAAAGAGAAUCACAAGUUUGAAUGGUUGCAAGAACACCAACAGGCAUUCGAUAUGGUGAAGAAAGCACUUACCUCUCCAUUUACAAUGAUUACCCCACAACUCGAAAAGCCUCUGCUAUUGUACCUGACCUCUACAUCUUGGUCUAUUGGAGCUCUACUUGUCUUAGACAUAAAUGGCAUUGAGAAGCCAAUUUAUUACAUCAAUCGCAAAGUCAAUGGUGCCGAGUUACGAUAUACCCCAAUUGAAAGGCAUUGUUUAGCCUUAAUCUUCACAGCGCAGAAGUUGCACCACUAUUUUUUGCCACACCCGAUCCAGGCUAUUAAGAGCCAAGCACUUGCAGACUUACUGGCCCAAUUCUCAUUUGGUAAACAUGAACUUGCAGAGGUACCUCUACUAGGUGAGGUCCAUGUCUCAGCAGUUGUAGUUGAGACUUACUGGGACUUAAAAUUUGAUAGAGCUUUCGGAGUUGGGAAAGGUGGAGCUGGCAUAACACUAACCAGUCAAGAAGGAGAGAAGUUUCAUCUAUCAUAUAAGCUUGACUUUGAAUGUUCAAACAACGAGGCUGACUAUGAGGCGUUGAUACUGGGUCUAAUUACUGCCCAAAAGAAGGGCCUCCACAAGUUGAAAAUUUGGGGUGACUCCAAGCUAGUUGUCAAGCAAACAAUGGGUGAUUUGGCCUUAAAAGAGCCUCUGUUGGCCCCAUAUCACACUGUAGUUCAAAGGUUGCUCACUCAGUUUGAUGAUGUCCAAAUCCAGCAUACCCCACAAACAUAUAACCAUUUCCUCAAUGCCUGGGCAACUCUAGGGGCAAAUGUGGAUAUACCAGAUGAUAGUAUAGCCAUGGUCAUCGAGAAAAAAACAACACCAGCAGUGUUUGCCGAAGAACAUACAGAGCAGGAUGUUGAGAAGUGGAAAACAGAUAUAAUCCAGCAGUUGAAAAUAGGCUAG
Molecule: messenger RNA, 1305 nt
Organism: Camellia sinensis
Lineage: Eukaryota; Viridiplantae; Streptophyta; Magnoliopsida; Ericales; Theaceae
Source: RefSeq, a predicted model, not a curated record